ACUUGUGCCAAGUUUAGUUGCAAAAAUGCAGGCAUUGCGAGUUCUCAUCGGUCUGCUUGUGGCCGGAGUGUUGGGAAAGGAUCUGCAGGAGUGCGAGGACCUGGGAAAAGGCAGCCAUCUCUGUCGGGAAAUCGAAAGCUUUGAGCAACUGAGUCGUUACGUUGGGGAAAACUGGCGCAGUGUAAAGGUAGUGAACGAGCACACAGGCAUUGAAAAUGCAGAAGAUGGCGAGUUGCAGGGUCUCUCCAGUCUGCUGCACUUGGAUUUAUCUGAAUCCGGGGGCGUUACACUGGGAGAAAGGGGACUGCAGGACUUUGGGGCUCUGCAGGCACUGAAUCUCACCCACUGUCAACUGGAGGAGCUGCAGUCGCAGAAUUUUCCCAAUAAUUCUCAACUAACCAGUCUGGAUGUGAGCUACAAUGACAUACAGAUAAUCACGGCCAAAGUGAUGAGCGGAUUGGCCAACUUGGAGUAUGCCAACUUUUCCAACAACCUGAUAGCAGAGAUAGAACCCAAUGCCUUUAAGGAUCUCAAGAAACUGAGAUUUCUGGAUCUGACCACAAAUGAGCAGGAGAACGUGACUCUGGGCGAGAAUGCCAACUUGCGCUACCUGUCCAUAAGUAACAACAAUGUGAGAGAUUUUCAAUGGUGUCGCCUGCGUGGAUUGCCCAAGUUGGAGGAACUGCACCUGCACAGCAACUGGCUGGAGAACCUGGAAAUGGGCGUGUUCUACGCCUUGCCAAAACUGAGGGUCUUGAAUGUUUCCAACAACAACUUGUAUGAGAUCAAGCGAACGCUUUUCUUGGCCCCCGGCGAAGUGGCACCAUUGGAGCUGCUCGAUUACAGCUCAAACAAUGUCAAAGUUCUAGAGGAUUCGGUAUUUUGCAAGCUCGGCAACUUGAAGACCCUCAAUCUGUGGCUCAAUCAGAUCAAACGGAUCCAUCCGAGGGCUUUUCUUGGACUUGCAUCCUUGGAAUCCCUGCAACUGCAGGGCAAUAAAAUCUCGAUUCUGCCCGAAGAAGUGUUUGCCAAUCUCACGGCCUUGCAGAAAUUGGAUUUGAGUAGGAAUAAUAUCAAAAAGUUGGGUAUGCAGGUUUUUGGGGCAACUAUUCUGCGUAAGCUAACCUACUUGGAUUUGAGUAACAACUUCAUUGCGGAGCUGCAUCCUCUGGCGCUUUCUUCGUUACCCUUUAUCAAGGAACUAAGGAUGAGGAGAAAUAAGUUAAUUAGCCUGGAUCUGCGUAUGUUUGCACCUCUGAGACGAUUGCAAUGGCUGACGAUCGGUGAAAAUCGACUCGAGGAGCUUGAGUCCGAAAAUCUGGACACCUUUGAGAAACUCACCCACUUGGAAAUCAAUAACAAUCGACUCACCUUUCUGCCGGAUCUGAAGUCAUCCGAAGGUCUUCAGAACUUGGGGCACAUCAGUCUGGAGGGAAAUCCUUGGCAGUGUCUGUGUCUGGACGAGAUCACCGCCUGGUUGAAUGGCCAUCAGGUGGCUUACGCUCGACCCAGCAGCGCCUAUUUCAGUGGCAAGAAACCCCUCUGCGUGGUCACGCCCAUGGAAAAAUGCCUGCGUCUCAUCGAUGAGGUGAGGGCUCAGGGAAUCGUCGAAAGCUACGAGAAGAUAUAGACUUUAUAGAUAUAAGCAUUUUGGAUUUACCCUUCUUAAGCCAGGGUUUCAGUUCUACACACGUUUUCUUAAGAGGAUCAUGACACUUACUCCUUUUAAAUAAAUAUAAUUAAAGUCUUAUUUAAUAUUAAA
Drosophila elegans is the source of this 1762-nucleotide messenger RNA. Its product is annotated as insulin-like growth factor-binding protein complex acid labile subunit. Bases 26 to 1630 code for a protein of 534 amino acids. Gene Ontology annotation, molecular function: protein binding. Lineage: Eukaryota; Metazoa; Arthropoda; Insecta; Diptera; Drosophilidae. The record is from RefSeq and is a predicted model, not a curated record. The transcript is spliced from 2 exons.